Molecule: messenger RNA, 1465 nt
Organism: Benincasa hispida (wax gourd)
Lineage: Eukaryota; Viridiplantae; Streptophyta; Magnoliopsida; Cucurbitales; Cucurbitaceae
Biological process (GO): regulation of DNA-templated transcription
Molecular function (GO): DNA binding; DNA-binding transcription factor activity
Source: RefSeq, a predicted model, not a curated record
UAAAUAAACAAAACCAAUAUUAAAAAAAGUUGCCUCAAAAACAGAAUUGCAAUUUGCACCCAAAUUCCACCAUGCCAAUAGAAAAUUUCUCCCACUUUUAUUUACACUCCCUUUGAAAUUCUCAGUCAAACCAUUUUCUCUGGUUUUUCCAUACAAAAAUUAUUCCCCAUUAAAGACAUGCUUUCACCUUCCUUCCCAUUUCCUACCUUCAAACUCAUCAUCAUCAUCAUCUUCUUCUUCUUCUUCCACUGUUAUAACCUCAGAUCUCUCUGUUUCUCUGUUUUUCAGCUCGGUUAGAAAAUUUGAUUUGUUGAGUUUUCUUUUCUCCUUUUUCUGCGAAUUCCCUUCUGGGUUUUGAUCUUGGAGUGAUUUUGAGAGAUGGGUUUGAGUUCAAAACAGGUUUCGAUCGAUGGAUUUGAUUGGAGCAAGGCGCUAAUGCAAGCACAGAAACUGGAGCUUCCAAAAUUGGCUCCAAGCUCCGGCGUGAAACGAGCACAACACCAAAAUCAGAAUCAAAUUCAGCCACAGAUAGAGCAAUUGAAGUGCCCCAGAUGCGAUUCAACCAACACUAAAUUCUGUUACUACAACAAUUACAACAAAUCUCAACCUCGCCAUUUUUGCAGAGCUUGUAAACGCCACUGGACCAAAGGUGGAACUCUACGAAACGUCCCUGUUGGUGGCGGCCGUAAGAACAAGCGCCUAAAAAAAAAACCAACCCCCAACUCCACAAAAUCUUCCUCCUCCGCCGCCGCCUCCACCGCCGCUGACGUGAUCAAUCCCCAAAUGGAUGUUCAUCAUUUUCAAAACCUUCCUCUGUAUCAGGGGCUGAUUUUUCCCUCGCCGUCGUCAAGCAAUUGGGCGGAAUGCGAAAAUUUCACCACAAGUUACGGGAUUCUAAAUUCUCAAAACCCCGAUUUCUCGGCAGUUUCAACAACCACCUCAACGCAUUCUCCAAUUUCCCCAAAAUUUAACAAUUAUUCGGAUCAAGAAUUGAAACCCACAGAAACAGAGCAACUCGCUCAUCAUCCAUGGCAGCUUCCAUCCACCGGCUGCGGCGUCGCCGACAUGUCGAGCAGCUACUGGAGCUGGGAAGACAUCAACACCUUCGCCGCAACUGAUCUCAACAUCCCAUGGGACGACGAUCAUGAUAUCAAACCUUGAAAACCAAAUCGCAUUCCGGCCAACAGUAUAUACUAUAUAGUUUUUUUUUUUCCUUAUUAUAUUAUAUGAAUUCGAAUUAAAUCCAUUUGAUGAGCAGAAUUGUACGAAAAUUGAAAUGGUAAUUAGGAAAUGAAGGUUUGUUGCGUUAUGUUGAAUUGAAAUGGAAGAUUGAAGUGAACAGAAAUGGAAGGCAUAGGGUAAAGGGGGAUGGGGUCUGAACCAGUAGGGCUCUUGGGUGACAGAAUGUGAUCGAAGAUUCUCUUUGUGGAUAUAUAAAAUUGAAUUUAUUGAUUUUCAUGUCCAA